UCUGGAGCACCCGUCCUUGGGGGGUCCUUUGGUUAUGGCAACCUGGGCUAUGGGGGUCUGUCUGGCUACGGGGGCUCCUCCUUUGGCUAUGGAGGUCUGAAUGGAUAUGGGGGUUCCUCCUUUGGCUAUGGAGGUCUGAAUGGAUAUGGAGGCUCCUCCUUUGGCUAUGGAGGUCUGAAUGGAUAUGGGGGCUCCUCCCUGGGCUAUGGGGGCUCUUCCUUGGGUUACAGGGGUCUGUAUGGCUAUGGUAGAUCUUACAGUUCUGGCUCUUGCAGCCCUUACUCCUACCGGUAUAGCAGGUACAGACGUGGCAGCUGUGGAACCUUCUAA
Messenger RNA from Antrostomus carolinensis (chuck-will's-widow), 330 nucleotides. RefSeq names its product scale keratin-like. The record is from RefSeq and is a predicted model, not a curated record. The transcript has a single exon. The annotation marks the transcript as partial. NCBI's taxonomy places the organism in Eukaryota, Metazoa, Chordata, Aves, Caprimulgiformes, Caprimulgidae.